CCAGGCUUGCAGCCAACCCAAAGGUUGAAAUAAUCAGCAGCAAUCAUACUUUCUCAAUUCUGAAAUUCUUUACCACAUGGGCAAUAAAUGUUUCCUAUUUCUACUUGUCUUGGUCUGUUUGUGCUCCAAGAGCCAUAGCUUUUCAUGGCCCUUCUCUUCUUUUUCUUCUUCUACAAUUCCUCCAAACCAUCAUGUUCCGAAGAAGGAAUUAGUCGGCAGCAGAGCUGACUUCUCAAUUGAAGGCAUUGAAGACCGCAAGGGAAUGAGAUUGGUUGAGGAUGCAAAGAAGAAACUGGUGGCCUCCAACAGUUGUUGGCAAAAUGCUUACCGAAAUCUAUUUUCUAGCUGUAAGGAUAUCAUUUCUGAUAAAGAGAAGCAAUCGAGGUUAUCGUGGCACCUCAGCGAUUGCUUUCAGGAGGACUCUGGUAGGUCCAACUUCCCUCCCUGUGAUGCAGGAACUCCAAUGCUGAAAUGUCUUAAGAAAUUGGAUGAAACCGAAUAUAAUAUCUACCUCCAGUUCUUCCUUGAGACCAAUUCCAUCUGCCACCAAUUACAGACUGAAGCAUUCAAGCAUGAUACAGAGAGGUUGAUCAAUGAUCUUUCUCAAUCUGCUCGAUUUGCAGAGGAUCAAUUAGUGAUAAUAGAAGAGAGAUCAGAGAGGCUACUUCAAGACUCCAAAAGUGUUCAGGACUCAUUGACUUCAAUAGAUUUCCAAACCCAACAUAUUGCCCAAGCGUCAAAGGAUGUUGAAGCUCAGCUCCGAGAUGUGGAAAAGCACUCUGUGGCAAUUAUUGAGCAAUCCAGGGGAAUAGCAGAAUCUUCUCUGGAAAUACAAGCAGGCCAGUUCAGGAUGAAGGAGAACUUGGAGUUGGGCAUGGCUCAGUUCACAAAUCCCGAGAGUUUGGUUGAUGGCUUGGCGAUAUUGAGGGAGGAUGCUAAGAAAAUAGAGGGUGAAAUAGAAGCAGUGGGGGAGUCCAUGUCUUCUCAGAUGCUAGAUCUUCAAAGGAAGGCUAAUGACAUUGGAGAUGUGGUAGGCAUGUCCUUGGAGAGACACAAGCAACUUCUGGAUGGACAGUCUCGGGCGAUGGAAGGCCUUGAUUUCCUUACAAGAUCUCAAUCUGAAGCAAUCGAAGAAAGCCGGAAAAAUGUGGAAAAGCUGGCAGAGCUUGGUCACAAGCAGCAAAAGGAGUUACUUCGUAGACAAGAAGAAAUCCAACAGGCUCAUGAUCGUCUAAUCCAAAAUUCACAAUCGAUACUGGCAGCUCAGGAAGAGUUUGAAUCAAAACAAGCAAAUAUUUUCGCUGCUCUGGACAAGCUCUUUGCACUGCAUAAUGCCCUUUUGGUUGAAUCCCGUUUCAUCAAGUCAUUCUUCUUCUACUCCUCUGUGAUCUUUCUUCUCUACAUGCUUACUAGUGCAAAACAAACUUUUGGCAUCAGAGCCCGCCUUUAUCUAGGUCUUUGUAUCACAUUUAUGAUCGAGCUAGCUAUAAUUAGACUUGGAGAGGAUGACUUCAAUCGGCAAACAUGGAUAAUGUCCAAAAUCUUUUUAGCUAGAUCAUCGUUUUUAGUUGCUGCCGCUAUUCAAAUCUUGCAUUCCAUCUUUACUUUCAGAGACUAUGAAGUAUUAAACCAUCAGUUGCUGCAAACAUUGGUCGAGAAGGUUCGCAAUAUGGAACAAAACUCAGGGAACAAAUUCUUGUCUUAUAGCAUGGAGAGUGAUACAGAUAUAAGUCAGUAUUCAUGGAUAGAUGAGGAAUUGCCAGAAGAUGUAGGUGUUGAUGUGGAUCCCAAUUAUGUCUUGCCAGAAGAAGUUGCAGAGAAUUCUAUCACUACAACCCCAGUCAGCAGAAAAUAUGAUCUUCGGCCACGUAGAUGUCGAUGAAGUUUUGUGGGAAGAAUUAUGUAUAUAUUGAGUCCUAUACCAAAAACUGCCAAUCUUCGGCCACAUCUCGAAAAACAUAUUAGCGAUACUUGAUGAUUUAUCUAUUUAUAAUAAAAGUGAUUUUUCUCCUUACAUGAUCCAACUAUCUUCUGAUGUUGUA
This is a messenger RNA of Elaeis guineensis (African oil palm), 2042 nucleotides long. RefSeq names its product protein GAMETE EXPRESSED 1. NCBI's taxonomy places the organism in Eukaryota, Viridiplantae, Streptophyta, Magnoliopsida, Arecales, Arecaceae. The record is from RefSeq and is a predicted model, not a curated record.